Gaeumannomyces tritici R3-111a-1 is the source of this 153-nucleotide messenger RNA. RefSeq lists its product as hypothetical. Lineage: Eukaryota; Fungi; Ascomycota; Sordariomycetes; Magnaporthales; Magnaporthaceae. Bases 1 to 153 code for a protein of 50 amino acids. The record is from RefSeq and is a predicted model, not a curated record. The transcript has 3 exons.
AUGGGCGGCGACUCCCUCCACGGCACCUCUGCUGCUCAACACAACCGUGGCAACCACAUCGGGGUUGAAUCGGCCAUUGGCUUCACCGCUUUGGCCGGACAGCGGAUAGUCAGCGGCGACGGCUUUGUUUUGGCCUGCUGUCUGCGUUUCUGA